This is a messenger RNA of Fusarium falciforme, 960 nucleotides long. RefSeq lists its product as hypothetical. The record is from RefSeq and is a predicted model, not a curated record. The coding region runs from base 1 to 960 and encodes 319 amino acids. NCBI's taxonomy places the organism in Eukaryota, Fungi, Ascomycota, Sordariomycetes, Hypocreales, Nectriaceae. The transcript has 4 exons.
AUGACGGCCUCUAAUGGACCCAACGGCAUCAAAACUCCCGAUUUUCCGCCCGGCGUCCAACGUCUCCCUGCCACCGCUCCCCCAGAGCAUUUCAUUGCGCUUUUGAAGCGCGACGGCGGCGUCAUUGCUGAGAACUUUGUACCUCUUGAAGUCAUUGACAAAUGUAAUGCCGACAUCAAGCCAAAGCUCGAUGCCGAGCAACGCUGGAAUGGUGACUUCUUUCCCAAAGAGACGAGGAAGUGCACCUCUUUGAUUGCCAACAGCACGACCUACACGACUGAGCUGCUGAUGCACCCUCUCUACCAAGCCAUCUGCGACCACUUUCUCACCACUCGCAACUCGUUCUGGUGGGGCGACAAGUGGAAGGAGUCUGUAUCCAAGCCUCAGGCUCACACCGGUGCUGCCAUGUACAUCGGCCCUGGGGCCAAGGCCCAGCCUCUUCACCGUGAUGAUUACCUCCAUCACAAUGUCCACACCGAGGUUCCCGCUCCGUGGGACGAUGAGCGCGACAAGAACCGCGAAAGCGCCGUCGGUCUCUUUGUUGCUGGGACAAACACCAACAAGGCAAACGGCGCGACCCGCUUCAUUCCAGGCUCUCACCUCUGGGGCAACUACGAGCGCAAGAGCCCCCCCGAUGAGUCCAAAACUGUCCACGCCGAGCUGAAUAAGGGUGAUGCCUUCUUCAUGUUCGCUUCCUGCUUCCACGGCGGCUCUGCAAACACCACCACCGAUAGCUACCGUCUCGUUUACAGCACAUUCGUCACUCGUGGGUGGUUGCGACAGGAAGACAACAUGUACCUUGCCAUCCCUCGCGAUGUGCUCAUGAGGUAUCCGCGCCACAUCCAGCGCUUCAUCGGAUAUUCAUGCUCUGACCCUGGCUGCGGAUUGGUUGACGAUCUCGAUCCGAUGUAUACUUUGUACCCUGAGGAGCUCAAGACUGCUGUGCCGACCGAUUAUUAG